AUUUCGGCUGAAUGUCAAAGUGGUCAAAAAACAGGCAAGCCCAGGUGGAGGAAUAUUACUCAAGAAGAGGCUGGAUGGGUUGAAUGCUGGACUGUACCAAGUGUUACAUUCACAAUUGUCUACACUUGGCAUCCAAUUUAUCCACAGAAGGCAGAUGAACAGUUGAAGCAAUCAUUGUCAGAAAUGGAAGAAACUAUGUUAUCUGUACUAAGGCCAUCACAGAAGACAGCCGAUAGAAUCAUUUCCUCUCACACAGCCUCAACUCGCCUUCCUGUUGAUCCCUCAGAACUUCCACCUGAUAAGCUACAUGUGGAACUAGAAGUCUCUCCAGAUUCUCAGAUAACCCUGUAUGGACCUCUACUAAACGCCUUUCUGUUUAUAAAGGAAAAUUACUUUGGAGAAGAUGACAUGUACACAGAUUUUGAAGAAGUCAUUUCAAGCCCUGUCCUAUCAAUGUCAACAUCUUCAAGCUCUGGGUGGACAGCAGUUGGAUUGGAGAAUGACAAAAAGGGAAUUGAGAGUUCAGCCAAACCAGUUCAUCCCCUAACCUUGCGCCCUUGGGACAUUACUGUACUUGUUAAUGUGUACAAAGUGCAUGGACGGCUACCAGUGCAUGGCAGCACGGAUGGUCCUGAAUGCCCUACUGCUUUCUUGGAAAGAUUGUGUUUUGAGAUGAAAAAAGGAUUUAGGGAGACCAUGCUGCAACUUGUACUAUCCCCACUGAAUUUAUUCUUGAAUGACAACUAUCAGCGACCCUCUGUGGAUGAACUACUUAGAGAGGGCCAUAUCAGUCUGUCAGGUCUGCAGCUACGAGCUCAUGCUAUGUUUUCAGCAGAAGGUCUGCCAGUGGGAAGUGAUAUUUUAGAAUAUGCCUGGCUGAUCGAUGUGCAGGCUGGCUGCCUUACAGCUAAGGUUACAGCACCACAGCUUACUUGUCUUCUGGAAUGGGGACAGAUGUUUGUGUUUCAUGUAAUGUGUCGAGAGUUUGAACUGGAAAGGCCAAAAUCUGUAAUAAUGUGUCAGCAUGGAAUUGAUCGUCGGUUUUGUGAAUCUAAGAUGAACUGUGUUCCUGGGCCGUGUCCAACAUCUGAUGAUUUAAAGUACACUAUGACACGCCUUGCAGUAGAUGGAGCAGAUCUGUAUAUUAUAGAGCAUGGUUGUGCCACCAAUAUAAAGAUGGGUGCUGUACGUAUUGCAAACUGUAACCUCCACAAUCAGUUUGUUGGAGACGGUAUAAGUGCUGCUAUCCAAGACUUUCAACUGAGACAGUACAUUGAGCAGGUGAAUAACUGCAGAGUUGGUCUUCAACCUGCAAUACUGCGAAGGGCAUACUGGCUGGAAGCUGGGUCUGUCAAUUUGGGACUCAUCACUGCUGAUAUUGCCUUAGCUGGGGAUCAUCAUUCUAAACAUGAAGUGCAGAGACAUUUCUUAGAAACACAUGAUAGCAGAGUUAAGAGGUUAUGGUUUUUGUGGCCAGAUGAUAAUGUGAAGAACAAGAGAAGCAAGAACAAGUGUGGAUGUCUUGGUGGCUGCCGAUUCUUUGGUGGCACCGUAAUAGGACUAGACUUCUUCAAGCUUGAAGAGAUGAUGCCUUCAAGCAGCUCUGCCUUUUCAAGUACAAGUGCAGAAUCUGAUAUGUUUUAUGGACAGUCUUUAUUGCAGCCAGGAGAAUGGAUUAUUGCCAAGGAGAUGCCCAAAAUUAUAGAUAGUAAGACAAAUGGUGUAAAAAGAAAAGAUUGGGAUUGCAGAUCUGUGGGUAUAGAAAUAGAGAGAAAGGCCCAGCACCUGAGUCUGCAAGUACCAUUGCGAUCCCAUAGCUCCUCAUCAUCUUCAGAGGAAAACAGCAGUUCCAGUGCUGCACUUCCCUUGCUUGCAGGUGAGAAGGAAAGCCCUUCUUCUGCUACUGAAGAUCACAGGGGACAAAAGGAGUUUGUGUCUGGUGCACCUAAAUUCCCACCUAAAUUCCUCUAUUGGUUUCAAUUACACAUAGUAUUGUUAUGGCAGAGAUCAUGA
Molecule: messenger RNA, 2013 nt
Organism: Gopherus flavomarginatus (Mexican gopher tortoise)
Lineage: Eukaryota; Metazoa; Chordata; Testudines; Testudinidae
Product: transmembrane protein KIAA1109-like
Exons: 1
Biological process (GO): synaptic vesicle endocytosis
Source: RefSeq, a predicted model, not a curated record